This is a messenger RNA of Labrus bergylta (ballan wrasse), 974 nucleotides long. RefSeq names its product IQ motif containing C (gene iqcc). Lineage: Eukaryota; Metazoa; Chordata; Actinopteri; Labriformes; Labridae. Gene Ontology annotation, molecular function: protein binding. The record is from RefSeq and is a predicted model, not a curated record.
UUCAAAGUUUGAGUUCAUCUCCCGCUCUCCGCUGCCAUGUUACCAUAGCAAUGGACAGGAGCGAGUUGGAGAAGAUACUCGCCUUUUUUCAGGCGUGUGCACGUGGAUACUUAGUGAGACGUGAAGUCCGUCGUGCUCAAGAGGACUUUGAAGACAUCGUGGAAGAGAUUGAUGGAGGUUUGGUUCAUUUAGAGUGGAGGGAGUCUCCAGUCAUCCCCUCCCCUCACUUUACAGACACUGACGGGCCGUUUCUACGACUCUGCGAGGCUGCAAGUAGACCCUCAAAUCCAGGACCAAACACCUGUGACAGUCUACAGAGACUAUCAUCAUCAUCAUCAUCACCCUUAUCAGAGGAUGGAGAUCAUCAUGUCCUGCUGGAGAAGAUAGAAGCUGAGAGAGAUGGUUCUCAAACCAAAGGCCAUGCCUCCAUUACUAAGGACUCUAUCCCCAGCAGCACAGUCAGGGGGAACGAGGAGGGUCAGAGACAGACCAUAGACAGGGAUAAAGAUGGAGGAGUGAUGGAGAACACAGGAGACUCAACCACUGUCUGGAGCAGUUUGGAGCUGGACACAAACUAUGGUGACUCUCAGAAAGACUUCGGCCGUCAUCUUGAGUUAACCGUCCCUCCUUCAGGUCCCCAGCAGUAUGGCUCUGUGCAGGAGGUGUCCAGUACCCCUGAGGCUCUGCGUCUCCAUAGGAACAACCUGACCAUGGAGCUGCUGUGGCUCCAACAGGCCAUUGGCAGCAGGAAAAAGUACUUGUCGCUGAAGAGCCAGUUGAGCAUAUCAUGACAGCUGAAGUAAUCUGAACUGAAGGCCUAAGCUCACUCAAGUGUCAUCUGUCCGUCUACGCUGUUGUUUUCUACACAGUGAAUACAUUCCUUUAGAUGUAUCUAUCAUGCUUUUGAUGAAAUUUGUACAUUUUGUAUGUUUUUUGCUCCUAUAAUAAAUAAAUAAAUUAUUUUUCUAAAGAUU